This is a messenger RNA of Dentiscutata heterogama, 172 nucleotides long. Lineage: Eukaryota; Fungi; Glomeromycota; Glomeromycetes; Diversisporales; Gigasporaceae. The record is from the annotation of a GenBank genome assembly.
GAUACUAAUACACGUUUUACUAUGGCUACAAAAAUGUUCAAGUUUAUGUACAACAAACCCAGGUCUGAUGUUAGCUUUGAUUAUGAAUUUGAUACUAUUGAUGAUAAUGUUGGUAUUGCAAGUUUAGUUGAAGAAAACAUUAACAAUAAGAGUGAAUAUUUUGAAACGAAUA